Molecule: messenger RNA, 861 nt
Organism: Microthlaspi erraticum
Lineage: Eukaryota; Viridiplantae; Streptophyta; Magnoliopsida; Brassicales; Brassicaceae
Source: the annotation of a GenBank genome assembly
AUGGAUUACGGGUCAUCAAGAAUCAGUGAAAUAAUAGAAGAUGAAGAGCAAAUUGAUCUACCACCUGGAUUCAGAUUUCACCCUACUGAUGAAGAACUCAUAUCUCACUACCUCAAACCAAAGGUUUUCAACACUUUCUUCUCCGCCACUGCCAUUGGUGAAGUCGAUCUCAACAAGAUCGAGCCUUGGGACUUACCAAGGAAAGCUAAAAUGGGGGAAAAAGAAUGGUAUUUCUUCUGUGUGAGAGACCGGAAAUACCCAACCGGUUUAAGGACGAACCGAGCAACUGAAGCCGGUUAUUGGAAAGCCACAGGCAAAGAUAAAGAGAUUUUCAAUGGAAAAGCACUUGUUGGUAUGAAAAAAACUCUGGUUUUCUACAAAGGAAGAGCUCCUAAAGGAGUUAAAACAAAUUGGGUUAUGCACGAAUAUCGAUUAGAAGGCAAAUACUCUAUCGAAAAUCUUCCCCAAACCGCUAAGAACGAGUGGGUUAUUUGUCGUGUCUUCCACAAACGUGCUGAUGGUACAAGGGUUGAUAUGCAUGGUUUAAUGAUGAUUGAUUCACACAUUAACCGAAUCGAACCGACCGGUUUGCCUUCGCUAAUGGAUUGCUCUCAACGAGAUUCUUUGCCUGGUUCGUCGACUCACGUGACCUGCUUCUCCGACCAAGAAACCGAAGACAAGAGACUCAUCCACGAGUCCAAUGGCGGUGCUGGUUCUCUGUUUUACUCUGAUCCUCUGUUUCUCCAAGACAAUUACUCGCUAAUGAAGCUGUUGCUUAACGGUCAAGAAACCCAAUUUCCCGGUACUGAUCAAUCCAGUUUGACCGGUACGGAAGAAUUAGAUUGCCUUUGGAAUUUCUGA